CUCUGUAUUCUUCUGCAACAAAGGACCUUCACAGUUUUCAGGCGAUCUUCUCAAGGAGUUUCAGUACCAAUUUUUCAGGUAAUAACAAAUGGAAUUUGUUAGUGGAGUAGGAGAACUCCGGGGUAACCAGGGCAUGGAAGGGGAAGAGAACGUGAUAGCCGUAGAACCCAUUACCAUGAUUGUACCACCGGAACUGCAAGACGUGCCGGAAACCUCUAUGGCGGAGAGCAGUGCCAGUUCAGGCGCGCAUGAGGAUUCCGGUGCUAACCCCUCUCCGUCAUCUGAAGGGUCGUCAUCAGAAAACACUGCUAGUGCAAGUAGCCCCUCGCCGGAAAGUAUGGAAGUGGCCGUAAAUGUACCUCCGGUUGUAGGCUGGGAAAACAAAACCAUAGGUGGUAGGUUAAGCAACCUCCGCAAGGCGCCGAAUACAUUGAUGGCUGGGUUUCGGUUUCGGGCGAACCUGCAUCAUGAGGUAGCAGAUUGUUCUACCUCCAUUAAAGGGUACAAGAGACUGGAGGAAGUGGUGAGACAAUACCACGUUCCUAGGACAGUUUUGUUACGAACAGGGACCAAAAAUGAAAGGGCCUGCAGUGUGUCAGCAACAGGGUGGAUACCUGUAUAUGUGGACCAUUUCGACGCCGGCCUGAGGUUUCCUUUAUCCGGGUUGAUUUUUGACAUUUUGUCAGAGUACGAGCUGGCACUCACACAGUUGACUCCCAACAGUAUAAAAUUCAUCGUAGGGUUUAUGUUGUUGUGUGCACGGCUGGAGAUACCUGCGAAGGCCAUUGUUUUCAGGUCGCUAUUUUUGUGCCGGCUGAGCAGUGCACAGACGAGGUGGUACUACAUUUCUGGGGUUAGCACCGAUCUGGCAGCUCGUCUAUCUGAGUGGCGCCCAAGGCAUGCGCACAUGAACUACCCCACAUUAACCCCGGGCGACCUGGAGCUUAGGGAUAGGAUCACUAAUUAUGUGAAGGGAAGGGGGUUAGUUGAUUUGGAAGCCCUGGUUAUCCCUGAGGUGCUCACUUUGCGUGGGUUUGUGGAUAUCCCAAACCUGUUUAGUGAAGGAGAGAUGAGUAGCAUGCUUGAGAGACAACGGGAGCGAGCUCAGCGCUCUCGUGGCAGGGGAACUGGCUCGGUCUCGCGGCCACAGACUGAGCGCAGGGUAGAGCCCACACCUGCUGAUGUACGGAGGCGUGCUCGCGACGAGUCCGAUGCUGAGGAUGACGUACCAUUAAUUCGGCGCAGGUUGGAUUCCGGGAGACAACCUGGCGUGGUGCGUUCACCUGAGGCGCCCGUGGUCCAGCCGCGCAGCGCGGCUGAGGCACUUCCACCACCAGUAGCUAGCGGUGGGCCCUGGAUCGCAUACCCUGACGGUUUUAGCUACACUAAACCCGACUGUCAGCUCGCUAUGGUCCAGGGUAUGCAGAAUUUCAUCCCGCCUAUGGACCGUCACCGUGCUAAAGGCUACAUUCAACAGCACGGGACUCACGCUGCAAUGCUGAAAAUGAUGGAUGCUCUAAGCUAUUCUGUAGCUCUGUUCGAGAGUGAGCAGGCAGCUCGAAUACAGAAUAGGGAGCUGGCUGACACUUGCAAGCGGCUGUCCUCAGACAAGGCGAGCUUGGAGGAUGAGGUGAAUCGUUUGCAAAGCUCAGAGAUGGCCAACAGGGCUGCAUCAGCCGAGAGCCGGGCUGACGAGUUGCCCAACAAGGUCAUCCAGCUGCAGGAGGAGCUGGAUAAGGUGAAAGCUGAGAAGGAGAGUGGGAUUCAAGCGGCCAUGGAUGAGGUCGUUCGCGCAGUGGAUCUCAGGAAGAAAGUAGAGGCUGAGAGAGAUGGCGCGCUGAAUGACCUCAACGCCCUAAGAGGGCGGGUUGCUGUGGCCGACCAGGAUCUUGCCCGCGCAGAGGAAUCCCUGAGGCAGGCCAAGGCUCAACACCAGCGCUGUAUUAGCAUCGCGCGAGCUCAAGGCGCGGAAUGGCUGGUUGGUGCUGACAUGUUCCAGGACGCCGUAGCUGUGGCAUCCAUGAACGCCACAACUGAGAUUUACAAUGACGUUUGUGGUAAGGUGUUGAAGCACCGGCCGGACUUCCCAAUCAACGAGCUCGCGUUUUUUGAUGGUGAAGAGUUCAAUGCGGAAGGGAAGAGCCUUGUUGAACCUUCUGACACGACGGUGAGGCUCCGUUGGGAGCUGAACGAGGAGGGAUUGCCAACAUGGCCACCGUCUGUCCUUGAGGAAGGAGAGGAGUAUGAGAAUCUGCCGAGGUUCGACACUUGGGCUGGUGAUGCUCCUGUAGAAGAAGCUGAACCCUCAAGUACUCCUCCUGCUCUUCAGCUCACCCCUGCUGCCAUCUCAAUCCCAGCUCGUGCUGACGCGUCCUCUCCCGUGGAUUUAACGGACGAUUAGACUUAGGCUUUUUCUUUUUCUUAUACUUUUGCAUUUUCAACAUUUGCUUGUUGGCAACAUAUUUUGUAGUCUCAUGGGCACCUCAUGUAAUGAAUUUGCAAAGAAUAUAAUUGAAACGAAUUU
This is a messenger RNA of Rubroshorea leprosula, 2524 nucleotides long. Lineage: Eukaryota; Viridiplantae; Streptophyta; Magnoliopsida; Malvales; Dipterocarpaceae. The record is from the annotation of a GenBank genome assembly.